Cuscuta campestris is the source of this 1786-nucleotide messenger RNA. NCBI's taxonomy places the organism in Eukaryota, Viridiplantae, Streptophyta, Magnoliopsida, Solanales, Convolvulaceae. The record is from the annotation of a GenBank genome assembly.
AAAGUGCACACUUACAAAAAUGGGAGUACAAAUGUGGCACGAAGGAGGAAAGGAAAUCCAUGGAACAAUAAAUGAAGUAGACUUGCAAAAAUGGAGCUGCUUCUGCUGCGUGGAUUGUGGAGGUGAUUUGGAUUUCUCCCACUAUUUUGAAUUGUCUUAUCACCAUCAAUAUUCUACUCCUAUCUACAAUAAAAACCCAAUAUUUUACUCCCAUCUUCAAAGAAAACAUCAUUAUUGAACCAGCAAUACUGCAAAUCUGCAAUAGUAUAUAAAUCCAGUAAAGCACCGCAGAAGAUUGAAGAAGAUUAAGAGAAGAAAGAAGCUCCCCCCCCCCCCUCCCUCCCCAUUCCACGUUAUCUUCAAAAUUUUCAAACCCAUCCAUUCUAUAACCCCAAAAGAAAGGCAAAAAUGGUGGUCAAGAUCUCACUUUUCCUCCAAUUCCUCUCCAUCCUGGCCGUCCAUGCUCUCAACCCUCAUCUUGAAGGAUUCCUUCCAAAUGGGAACUUUGAAGAGGGCCCAAACCCAAGGGACAUCAAGAAAACCACUCUCCAAGGCAAACACGCCCUACCCAAAUGGGAAAUCUCCGGCCUGGUGGAGUACAUCUCCGCGGGGCCACAGCCCGGCGGGAUGUUCUUCCAGGUCGCGCACGGGGCCCACGCGGUCAGGCUGGGAAACGAUGCCUCGAUCUCCCAGGCGAUCCGCGUGGAGAAGGGGCGGGCCUACGCUUUGACAUUCGCAGCCUCCAGGACGUGCGCGCAGGAAGAGGUGCUGAGGGUGGGGGUGCCCCCUCUGUCUGGGGACAUUCCCUUGCAGACAUUGUACAGCAGCAAUGGAGGAGAUGUUGUUGCCUACGCGUUUACUGCUGCUUCUGAGUGGGCAAAUGUGACAUUUCACAACCCCGGGGUGCAGGAGGACCCCGCCUGCGGCCCUCUCAUCGACGCCGUUGCCAUCAAGCAACUCCGCCCUGCUUUGCCCUCCACAGGCAACUUGGUGAGGAACGGCGGUUUCGAGGAGGGGCCGCGGUGCCUGAGCAACGCAACAAACGGGGUCCUCAUCCCGCCGAGGCAGCAGGACGCGGUGUCCCCGCUGCCGGGGUGGGUGGUGGAGUCCCUCAAGGCGGUCAAGUACAUAGACGCGCCGCACUUCAACGUCCCCUCGGGGCACGGCGCGGUGGAGCUGGUGGCGGGGAGGGAGAGCGCGAUCGCGCAGGUCCUAAGGACUGUCCCAAACAAGUCCUACGCCCUGUCCUUCGCGGUGGGGGACGCGAGGAACGGCUGCCACGGGGACAUGAUGGUGGAGGCGUUUGCCGCGAGGAGCGCCUUCAAAGUGCCCUUCAGGUCCUCCGGGAAGGGGCAGUUCAAGACCGCCGGGUUCAAGUUUAGGGCGGUCUCGACCCGCACCAGGGUGACCUUCUUCAGCUCCUUCUACCACAACAAGGUCCAUGACUAUGGGAGUCUCUGCGGCCCUGUUCUUGACGAGGUUAAGGUCUCCCCCAUUGUUGGAGCUGCUUAUUAAGUUCUCUGUUUCUGCUACUGCUUGUUUUCAGAUUUUUUUUCAUCUUCUCAGUUUUUUGGGACGGAUUUAGUGUUUGGGACAUGUACUUUUUUAUUGUGAAAUUAGAAAUAUUGUUAAAGCAACGUGGGAAUGCAAUCUUAGGAACAAAUAAUUUUAUUGUGAUGUCCAAACAUACCAUGUGUUUGGAACAUGUGCACACACUGGUGGAAUUCAGAGGUUAUUAUUUGGGUGAUUUGGAAACUAUUUGAUAAAAUAAAAUAUUUUUGUCAUA